GAGCACGGGGAUUGGCUGAUGUCACAGACGCCCCUGGUUCAAAAGUUCCCGAGGCCAAGAGAACAUCUUUAAUUGACUGAUCGUGGAGAUGGUUGCGCAUCCCAACAUGUCAUAAUCGUCCACCCUUCCAACAAGAUAUGUAUGAUAGCAACUUCCAAUCCGGGUGAUAUCAAUACUCGAUUCCUUCCUCACGCCUGCCCUUCGAGAUCCUAACCAUGCCCGCCAAACCUUGCUAGCAGUGGCCCAAAACUUCGAACUCAGAGCGCCAAAGCCAGGAGAAAGCCAACCGCCAUUGCCUUGAGGCUUCUAGACACAGGGUCAGCAAAUCUGCUCAAGCCAUAGGGAUAUGGGCACGUACCGGCCAAAAAGCCCAUUCGUGUCAGCAGCUUGAUUCGUCGAAUUGGUCGUCGUGGGGGCAGACUGGGUAGCUGUUGAUACCUCUGGAGAGCCUGUGUCUGUUGCAGCCGAUGAUGUCGCAGAAUCUUGAGAGGUGGCAGACAAAGUCAAGUUCGAGCUGGCCGUAGGAGCGGUCAAGUUGGAUACCACGCUCGUGAUGUUGGCAAGGAUAGAGCUUGUGAGUUCCGACAGUUGGGACGCGUCAAUGGGUGGCAAGGUGACCUCCAAAUCGCCAAGGCUGUUCCCGGGCGUGAAGGUGACGGUGGCCUGAGGUGGCUUCUGCUGGUUGCUGUACACUGUGACGGUGCUGAGGCCGACAGUGGUGAGCUGAGCCAGCUGCUGGGUCCCGUUGGUCAACCCGUUGCCAACGAUCACGGUGGCUGUCGUCGCGGCCACAGUGACGAGGGACACGUUGUCGGCCCUGGCGAGAGCGGCGGCGAGCAGGGCUCCGUGAAGAAGCAUUGUCGGGAACAUCUUGAGAGGGCCGAUGGUGAGAAGGCCGUGAUGCGUAUUUGUCGGCCGAAGGACGAGGCGGAUGGGAUACUAGCUGAAUCGGAAUGUUGAGAGAGAAGUUGGAAUAACGGCUCGAUGUAUUCAUUUGGUUGUGGAGAGGAAUCUUGCAACACUGGGGAGAAGACAGGCCCGGGGAGAAAGCCUUCCACAUUCAGCUUCCCAACCAAAUUCCGCCCAAGUCACCCGGAUGCAGGACCGCAGAGUGGGAGGCACCUUCCUCAUCAAACGCAACUGAAGGCAGUAGCCUGGCAAUGGCAUCAUCCGCCCUGUUUCCAGCUGCGCCCAAGUACCUAACAAACCAACGGGAAGCUCCGAACCCCGUCCAUGAUCACUCUGCGGACUGGCUGUGGCAGAAGCGAGAGAACAUGAUGGCCUUGUGCUGUUUGACGACAGGGACGGCAAGUGGACGACCACAUUUGGAUAUUCCCCGCGAACAGGAGGCGGUCGUGGGUGACCGCAGGCUCCUUCCUGAACACACCGUGGGGCUCGGGGGUCGGUGACGGGAGUUGGUGGAGUCUUGUCGAAUUUGUACGAGCAUGUUCAGUCGAGACUUCCUGACUGGCCAGCUCAGGUGCCAGUGGCGGGCCUGAAUAGUGGAAGUUGCUUGCUUGAUGCUGUGGCAGGAGCGUUGGGCGAUAUGUAGGUAGGUACCUCAACUCUGAGCAAUUCUCAGCUGCAUAACUGAGAGCAGAACCACGGCACUGUGAGAUAAACUUGAACAGGAAAUUGGUAUCAUAAUGUACAAAAAUGCUCGGUGUAUACAAAAUGUAACUGACAUGGCCCAUCAACCGCCCCUUGACUAUACCUCUUUACAGCAAAGCAGCGCCGACGAGAAGCAUCACGCCUGUGAGAGCGAAGCUUCCAAACGAUACCCUCUCGCCCAUCAUUGGUGCGGCGGCACUGGGUUGUGAGGUGGUAGCCGCCGGAGCGGGCGCCGUGGUUUCCGACCCGCUGGACCCCGAAUUGGACGAUGAGCCAACGAGCGCCGACAGUGUGUCAUCCGGCUGGAAGGAUGCCGUGACGGCGCUGCCGUUGACACAAGAGCCGCCGGGGGCUGGCGCGGAACCAGACACGAAGUUGACAGCGGCGCACUGUUCCCUGUGUUAGCGUAUCGAGAUACCGGGACAUGUCGGGGAAUUUGGCACAUACCGCGUAUAGAAUGCCAUCGCCAGCAUUGCCGCUGAUGCCUAGGAACCCCUUCUUCCCAGCCCACUCGCCGGGCACUGUCACAACAGGCUCGCAGAAGUUACCACGCCCAGUUUGUUGCACAAUGGGGAACAGCUGCUCCCAGUCGCCGCCGGCUUUGGGGUCAAGGGUACCACGGAUCAACCAAUUGCCCUGAGCAUGCCCAUUGAAUAGUUGUACGUAGUCGCCUUCGACGUGGAAAUCGGUCGCCGUGUUUUGAUCAAUGUCGGCAUUGGCACCACCGCAUGGUGCCGUGGCCUGCGAGCUGCUCUCAGCCGUCAGAGGGGAGGGAUGUUGAAGCUCGAAGUGGGCAUUGGCCGUUGUCGACAGGAGAAGGAGGCCGGCAGCGAGAACGGAUCUCAGAGACGCCAUGUUAUCGUAAUGAGAGACUGAACAGUAAGGUGGAACAGGAGGAGCAGACAAUAAAACAAAGGCAACGGGGCCGGGGAGAGUUUAAGGAAUUGAGGCGGAGUUCCCCUUCGAGCUCCAACAGGGGGGAGCUUAAAGAGGGACAGUGCCGAGUCGCGAGACAGGGACCAGAUGGUUGUAUGGCAUGCUCUCUUCUUCGCGAUAUCUCGGGAAGCAUUCCAUGCCGUAACACAUUGAUGUUACGACUGAGAAACCGGGAUCCUGGGUCGCAGUGACAUAAGACCAACACCGGCAGACUCGGCACCGCCUAUGUAUGUGACCUGAGCCUCCACGAAGAGAUAUCUAUUUAGAAUCGGCCUCGCGUUGAGAUGCUCGACAUCGCUACAUCAGGUCUCGAUGUCAGUGGGAGCUGCUUGUCACCAUCUGUCAAGCUUUCCGCCCAGAUGUUGCGGAGCUUAUCAGUACGACAUCAGGUAACUGAUUUCCACCAGAUAAUCUCAGACAAGUCGCCUCACCACCAUACCUAUCUCUGGGCCGUGGCAUGGAGGGUUUCCCAACACAUCCCAAUGUUUUCUACUUAGAAGUGAAGCAUGUCGUCAGCAGUUGUGUGGGGUAGAUGCAUCUUGUGCAUGAAUAACGGCGCCAAACCGCAAAUGGAAGCUGCCAGGGUCUUUGUGUGCGGGUGGUCUGUCCCCAGAGGGGCAUAGCCUGGCGCGGGGCGAGGGGGUUUGAGCAAAUUCUGGGCCGCUAACGAUCUGAUUUCUGGCAACGCCGCAUCCUCAUGCGCACGACAAUGUCCUCUAGCCAGUGACAACUUGCUCUGCCCGUCUCAGCUUCCCUGCUGGGUGAGGAUGCUGCGGCUUCACAAUGAUCGGAAAUGAUGGAACUGUGUCUGUGGUGUACGACCUUUUCCAUGCCCUGUUUGCCUAUGGGGGCGGUGUCCGUCGGCUUGUGUGGGACUAUGGGACACCUACACGGCAGGCGGAUCUCAAAUGGCUGGCAUUUAGCCACCAGGGACCGGUGACUAUCAGGGCCAUCAUCAUUCGAUGCUAUUCUUCCUUGUUUGGUGACUUUUUUUAUCCAUUGUUAAUGAAAUCGCAUCAAGAUUAUUGACCCGGCAAUCCACCCCGCCGGUACUGCUGCUGAAGUUGCACUGCGCUACUGUGUUCCAUCCACUCUCGCUCACUGCUCGCCUCGCUGGCCAUCUGGGUCCAGAUUCUCCAGAUCCCCGGAGCCUCCUUGUUUCCCGUCAUUUGCCGCCAGACAGGAACUUCACCCGGCGUUUCCUCGCGACAUUUUUUGUCCUGCGGACCCAUUCAUCACAGGAGACUCACGCCAGGCUAGGAGACUGAUUAAUGGUGAAAGAGUCAGGGUAUCACAACCUCGAGCCCGGUGAAGGGAAGAGUUGGCCGACAUAUAAGGGAGGGCCCUGCCGCCCAUUUGGUGACGGCAGCAUCAAAAAGCUGUGGGAAUGGAUCAUGAUCAUGGCUCCCACGGGGGCGGUGGGACGGGAAACACGACCUACCCUGUUACAAACGAAGAAUUGGCGCAGCGGUUCUGGUUCAUUGUCGCGGGGUUUGUGGGCGCGUUUCUGGUCUGCCGGGUUAUAAACUGGUACAAGUUGGAAAGAAGACUACGACGGCACACGUCGAGUUCCGUCCAAUCUCCAACAAAACCGGACACGGCCUUUCUAGAGCUGUGGGCAACCUUUACGGCCGUGGUUCGUGAAGUUAGUUAUCCCCAGCUGUAUGUCCCAGCAAGGGGGUUUUCCUGGUUGACGCCGCCUCCAGGAGGCCGCGUCAUUGUCCUGUUGGUGUACUGGAUUAUCGUGAUAUACAUGGCCACCGAUGGUGCCAUAGUUCCAGAUGUCUUUCAUUGGGAACGCAUUGGCUAUCGAAACGCUUGGGUCACUAUCACCCAGCUGCCGCUGCUCUAUCUGCUUUCUUCCAAGUGCAACGUUGUAGGCUUCAUCACGGGUAUCAGCCAUGAGAGGCUCAACUGGCUGCACCGAUGGGUGGCCCGCACCAUGCUCGCCACAGGAGCUGUUCACGGCUUCUACUUUUAUGCCGACUGGGCGCGUUCUGAGCUUGUCGACUAUCAGAUCAAGAUGAUGCCCAUGAUCAAGUAUGGGUUCGGCGCCUGGGGCCUUUUGUUAUGGGCCUGUGUCUCCGGGCUGGCCCCAUUGCGGCGGUUGUCCUAUGAGUUCUUUGUCUUGCAACACAUCGUCACUGCUGUCUUGUUGCUAUGGUUGGUAUACGUCCACAUUCCUGUCGACGCCAGAUACAACCUGUGGUUUGCCAUUGCGGCCCUCUGCUUCGACCGGUUUUGCCGAACAGUGAUGUUGGUUUGGCAGAACGUGAAGGCGUUGCCUGACACGAAGAGAUGCACGGGAGGACAACGGAUUGGGCAUCAAGCCCAGGUGCGUGCGGUUGGGGACUCGAUCACGGUAGUUACCAUCAAGGAUGUCCACUUCAAGUGGAGAGCUGGACAGCAUCUUUAUCUUUGGAUGCCCCGAGUUGGUAUUGCCGAAGCUCACCCUUACACCAUUGCCUGCGCCCAUCAGCUCCCCGAGACUUGCAUCUGUAACAGCAUUCAACUUGUCGUUCGCAAACACGGUGGAUUUUCCAAACGACUGCACGAAUUAGCGACCAAGGCCCAGUUGGCUGGGAAGAAGGAGAGGCUGACAGCAUUUGUCUCCGGGCCGUAUGGAGCGCCACCGCGGUGGGACAUUUACGAGACCAUAGUACUCAUCUCGGCUUCCACCGGUGCAUCCUUUACGCUGCCCAUUCUCGAAAGUGUGCUCCAACACAAGGGCACAAACUGUGUCAAGAGGAUUGACUUCCUCUUGACCACCAAGCAGGGCGAGGAGAUUGACUUUUAUGUGACGCGACUCCACGAGCUGAUUGAGCAUGCCAAAGGCACAGGCAUCGAGCUCCACGUUCACAUUGCCGUUACCCAGGGGCCGACAUCGUUCCCGGUCAGCCAAGAUGGCGUGACUGCCGACAGAUCGUCUGGUUCCUCUACAGGAACCAACUUUGGACGAGGGAAGGUGGCUGAUGAGAAGAUCACGAGCCAGAGACCAUUAUCCAGUCCCGGUGACAUCGAACAAACAGCACGGGCGAUUCCAGUGGAGCGGAAGAGGUCGAGCCACGCCAGUACGGACUCGCACGUAUUUUACUCGAGUGUCCGACCAGAUAUUGAGGCCUACAUCAGAGGACCUGUGGAGGCAACCGGGGGGGAGACCAGCGUCGUUGUAUGUGGCGGCCCGAGUCUUGUUGCCAGGACAAGAAAUUGCGUUGCGAGCCUAUCGGAUGAGCGGGCGGUUCACAAGGGAACCGGGGCACAAGGGAUACAACUAUUUGCUGAAGAGUACAGUUUCUAG
Podospora bellae-mahoneyi is the source of this 5845-nucleotide messenger RNA. It is a transcript of the gene FRP1, whose product is annotated as ferric-chelate reductase Frp1. The record is from RefSeq and is a predicted model, not a curated record. Gene Ontology annotation, cellular component: plasma membrane. The transcript has 4 exons. Gene Ontology annotation, molecular function: ferric-chelate reductase activity. Gene Ontology annotation, biological process: copper ion import; intracellular iron ion homeostasis; iron ion transport. The coding region runs from base 3935 to 5845 and encodes 636 amino acids. Lineage: Eukaryota; Fungi; Ascomycota; Sordariomycetes; Sordariales; Podosporaceae.